UCAGGACCAGAUCCUGUUUUGGCCUGUGCUGACCUGUGACGAAAUGGGCGAUCAACAUGAUAAAAGGCGAUGGAAGCGCGAUGUUAAAACUGCCAAACUGCCAAACUGCCAAACUGACAAACUGCUACACUGCUAAACACUGCUCUGACCGUCAAUUAAGCCGUCAACUACUCGAACCCAAAAAACACGCCAAAAUGCCCACCAUGCUCGGCCUCACCAACGACAAAUCCGCCUCACCCAAGCCAAAAGAGGAAAAGAAGAAGCUUGACACGAUCCAGCGCCGCAACGUCAACGACGCACUCACAAUGGAGACGCUCCUCUGGCGCGCCAUGUGCGACGACCCGGCCAGCGCGGGCGAGUACAUCGCCGAUGACUGCGUCAUGCUCAACCCCGUCAACUUUGGCACCGACGAAAUCAUGGAGGGCAAAGACGCCAUCGUGCAGGCCCUCCACAACGGCGACAAGUGGGCCGGCUUCAAGAUGCAGGACGACAAGCAGGUGGCCAAGGCGGGCCUGAUGGCCGUCGCCGUGCUGUACAAGGUCGCCCUGUUCAAGCAGACCAGCAAGGGGCCAGAGCAGGUGGAUGCCAUGGUGAACUCGACCUGGCGGCAAAGCGCGGGGGCGGACUGGUUUCUGGUCAGCCAGCUGGUGGCGUUUGCGGAUUAGGAGGCGUUUGGCUUAAGCGAUAUCUGGGUGCGGUCUCAUGUAACAGUCACAACAGUCUCUUGUAAUAGCUAAUUAAUUUAUCUACUGUCUUCACCA
This is a messenger RNA of Gaeumannomyces tritici R3-111a-1, 761 nucleotides long. RefSeq lists its product as hypothetical. The transcript has a single exon. Lineage: Eukaryota; Fungi; Ascomycota; Sordariomycetes; Magnaporthales; Magnaporthaceae. The coding region runs from base 57 to 665 and encodes 202 amino acids. The record is from RefSeq and is a predicted model, not a curated record.